AUGCUAAACAGAAGAUUUUCUCGAGAUUCUGACUCUAUGGAAAUAGUGGGUCAACCUAGAAAAGAAUCAAGAAGCAAGGAACGCUCAGUAUUGUCUUCUUCGCAAAGGAUUCACCAAGAAAUUGAAAUGGCAGAGGAUUAACUCAGUCAAGGUGAAUAAGAUAAUAAAUUAAGUGUGAAACUAACAAAGCUGGGAAGCGGACAGAACAAAUCAUAUUUGAAGGGCUACAUCAAAAAGGAGCAAAGUAAAAAUUUCAUUUUGAUUUCUUUUAGAACAUCAAAGAUCUAUUUUCAGAAUACUUAGAAGGUGGAUGGCCAUCAUCAUCAUCGGUAGAAAUCUACGGCAUUAAAUUCAUCAUCAUAAGUUAUUUCAAAUGAGGAGGCAAAUGAUAUCUUUCAAAGAUUGUUGAAUCAAAAUAGUAAAAGGAAAUAUACUACAAAGAGAAAUUGGAGUGAUGAUGAAACCAAACUAUUAAAUUGGGCAAUACAAACUUACUCUGAAAAGAGAGGAAUAUAAGGGGAGAAUUUCACUGCAGCAGAUUGGUAGAAUGUUGCUAAAUUGGUCCCAGGUCGAAACGAUGCACAAUGCUAAUACAAAUGGAAUUAGGGCCACAAGUCGAGUAUCACCAAAACGCAAUGGUAAAAGAGAGAAGAUGACGAGCUUUUCUUGAUAAUUUCAGAGAAAGGAACAAAGCAAUGGUAGGAGAUUGCGGAAAUGUUGAAUUCAAAACUGGGUGUCAAUCGCAAUGGAAAAUAAUGCAGAGAGAGAUGGUACAACUUUUUGAACCCCGAAAUUAACAGAGAUCCAUUUUCGAACGAAGAAGAUCUGAAAAUAUUAUUGCUAAGAAAGCAAAUCGGUAAUAGAUGGUCUGAAAUCGUCAAGCAGCUCCCAGGUAGAACUGAGAAUAGUGUUAAAAACAGAUUUAACUGUAUGUUUAAGAAGAUUAAAGAUGAGAAACUUCAAAAGAUACAAGAGUCAGACAUGGGUGAUGUUCUAGAUAAAAUUGAUCAAUAAUAGUAAGAUAGUAUGAUUGACGAAGAUGAAAUUCUUGAGACUCUUAUUGCCAAAAAGAAUAUUCAAAUUGAGUAAGAGAGAGAACAAUAGAAAUCUGGUAAUUUACAGAAUAAUUAAGGGUAAAUCAAUGGUAUGACAAAUAGCCUUAUUAGUAGUUCUAAUGGCAACACAGAGGAUCCGCCGAUAGUAAAUCUAGAAAAUAUGUCAAUUAACAACAAUAACACCUCAAGCAAUCAAUAAAUCCAGCCCCAAAAUAACACCACAAGCUCUAUUAAUCUGGCCUAAACCUAGAACUUUAUAGAUAAUAUAGGCAUAGAGCUAUUAAAAGGAUCUCAAAACAGCUCAAAUAGAAUCAAGAUAAACUACAUUUUGAAACAGAUAUGCGAACAAAGCCCCUAGUAAAUAAGUAAGGUUAAGCUAUUAGCAUAGUUGAUUGAUCAGGAAAUUAAGGAUUCUAUUAAGCCUUAUAUAAAAAAGAUGAGAGAUGAAUCUACUGAUUCUCUUAAGAAAGAAUCCUAGUUAAAUGAAAGACAGAGAUAAAACGAGCAUAGCAGCAAAAUGAGUAUCGAUCAAUCAAGUCCAUAAUUAGAGUCAUCAAUGAGGUAAAAUACAGGUGAAUCGUCAUAAAGAUCACAUCAAAGAAGUCAUUCAAUGGCUGCUUUAGACAAAUUGUAAUCAAAGAUUGGUUAGAAAUAAGACGAGCAAACCUUUAAUGAAUAAGGAAAGAUAAGGGAAAAGAAAUUCAUAGAGGAGAAUACCAGAGAGGUUCUGAUUGUAACUAGAGAUGGCUGCUACACAUACUAAAGCCAUAAUGAAAAUUAGCUGAUCAUUUCAAAAUUGAAUGAUGUUAGAGACAUCCUUGAUUUUGGAAAUGAAAAUAUUUAACCUUUGCAAAUACAACCAGGGUAAUCAGCUACUAAUACUCCAACAUAAUCAUCUACAGUGGCAGGUGCUAACUAAAAUAAAAAUUCAAAUCCCCUGGGAAUGUUUUAGAUCUCAAAUGUAUCUGACAUGUUCAGACCAAUCUAGUUGAAAUACAAUCAAACAUAACAAAAUUCUCAUAGUCAGACAAGAUAAGGCUUUACUAAAUACACGCCACCAUCAGACAGACAAAAGAUCUCACCAUAGACCUUCUUGAUUAGUGGCACUAGUGCUUUCCAAAAUUAGUAAACAACUCCAAUGUCCGGAGGCACACCCCCAUGGAAUGUUUAUCCUCAAUUCCAGUAAAUUCAACUUUAAGGCACCUCUCCCUAGUAAAUUGAUGGAAGAUAUUUGAUAAUGCAACCUGUGUAAUAGAUGGUCUCUCCAGGUCAACAAAAUAAUCAAAGAAAUCUACCAAUCGUUGGACAAACAUAACCUCAAACAGGAUAUAUAUCGAAUUUGCUUAAUAAGAGUAAUAGUCAGGAGAAUUUAAUGAAGCAAAAUCAGUCACCAACUCAACAACUCAUUAUGAUAAAUAGAGCUUAAACAUAAAACUAAAUGAUCUAACUUAGUCCAAAUGAUAUGAUGAACAAUUAGAAUCAUCUGAGAAAUAUGAAGUAUUAGAAUCAAUGA
Molecule: messenger RNA, 2568 nt
Organism: Stylonychia lemnae
Lineage: Eukaryota; Ciliophora; Spirotrichea; Sporadotrichida; Oxytrichidae
Source: the annotation of a GenBank genome assembly